AUGGCGCGCCUAAACCACAAACGCAAACGCACUGACAUGGACAAUGUUUUCUCGCGUGCGUGGGACUGGGCCUUGGGGGACCAUCAAUGGGCUAGUGCCUUUGUGGUGCUCAUUUAUAUGCAGGUACUCGGACGGACUGCAGUGCUGGCGCUUGUGAUAAACAAGACAAGACAAGACAAGAAAAGUGUUAGGUACCCUUACCCCUACCUCUACCUCAGCCUGCAGUCUGAAGCUCUGAGCGACGACUCGGCGGAUUAUGAUUAUUAUAAUAUGAAUAUGAAUAUGAAUUUACACCUCGCACAUCGCGCAUCGGCCUCGUGCAUCUCACGUAUGAAAUUCCUUCAAAUUCGAACGGGUCGUAAAGGCACCACCGUCCCGUCGUCGCCACAGCUGAGCAGUGCAGAGCUGAGAACAAUCACAUUGCUCCCCGACGACGACGACGACGACGACGGCUUCAACGUUAAUACUUCAAUUUCAAGUACCGAUAGUAGAUAG
Molecule: messenger RNA, 495 nt
Organism: Psilocybe cubensis
Lineage: Eukaryota; Fungi; Basidiomycota; Agaricomycetes; Agaricales; Agrocybaceae
Exons: 3
Coding region: 1-495 (164 amino acids)
Source: RefSeq, a predicted model, not a curated record